CUUGCGCCUGCGCAGUAGGCGCAACUUGUUGGGCGGGGUUGUGGUGGAGUAAUCAAUUUGUUUUCCUUCGUUUUUGUUUGUCUGUUUGUUUGUUUCUUUGUUUGAUUUUCUCAACAAAGAAAGCGUCAACAAGUGACACGGAAUCAGACAAGAAGCGGCUGAUUGCUUCCAUAAUUGUAACUUUUUCAAAACGGCGUUCAACGAUGUUCGACAAAACCAUAAAGGACUUCCACAUUAAUUUCAACGCUUUGAACGGAAAGAAGACUUUUUCCAGCGGAGACCUGGUGACGGGAGAGAUUUCCUUCGAGCUCUCCAAGGCGACAAAGAUUAGAUCGAUCACAAUGUGUCUGACGGGAAAGGUAGACGUCCACUGGUCCUCGGGAGGAGGCAAACAUAAAAGAACGUACCACGCCAAAAUGGACUUCUUUCAUCUGAAAAGCAUGAUUUUGCAAGAAGGAGCGGUUGGGGGCCCCGCCCAUCUUCCUCCUGGCAGGCAUGUGUAUCAAUAUACGUGUCAGAUCCCGCAAGGAGACUUCCCAUCCAGCUUCCGCGGGCGUCACGGACAAACGUGCUACAAGCUAACAGUGGGCAUCGACAGGCCGUGGCAUAUGUCAAAGGAUUUUGUGACAGAGUUGAACUUUGUGCACCACGUCGAUUCCAACCAGCCAGAGUUCAUGGCUCCCCUCUCAGGCUCCAACAGCAUGAGCGUGUGCUCCCUGAGUUGUGCCUCAGGUUCCAUCGCAAUGACGGCCAGCGUGGCAAAGAAAGGCUUCGUGCGAGGUGAAACGAUCAAGAUCGUUUGCUACUUCAGCAACGCUUCAUCUCGUACGGUGACUCCCAAGGCCAAGCUGAUGCAGAAGCAGCAAUACAAAAUGCCUCAAAGGGUCCAAAGACGCUUCUUAGUGAAAAACCUGGACUCUGUGACCGGGCUGCCCAUCAGCGCUCACACCUCAGACGCGCACACUGAGAUGAUGCUCACCGUUCCCGCUGAAUCGUCACUCACCAUCUCCAACUGCAGCCUCCUGCGGGUUGAAUACGAGAUCGAGCUGAGCCUCUGUCUAAGAGCCUCCUCGAACCUCACCCUGCUGUUUCCAAUAGUCCUUUGUGACAUCCCUUUACAUCCACCCAGUGCUUUUGUGGUUUGGGCAGCAGGAAAAGCGACAGGACUUCUAUUGCAAAUCAUGCAGAGCACAGUGAAGAGCCUUAAAGUCACUUACGACGAUGUCAGCGAGAAAAAUACGUUCACCAACGGCGACCGUGUGGCCGGACAAGUGCUUUUGGAAGUGGCCAAAGAGUGCAAAGUGGAGUCGCUGUACGUGACAUUUAAGGGCAAAGCCGAGGUGUUGUGGACCGAGAGACACGGCCAAACGACUGUGACGUACCACUCCAAGGACAAGUACUUCAGCAUCAAACAUUACUUUAUUCGAGACGGAAACGCCACUGGAGAGCGCUUAAAAGUUUCCGCCUCCGUUCAGAACAACUCCACUCGUGAAAUCAAACCCAAGUACUGCAUCUACAGAAAGCACAGCUUCUUCGCAAGGGGAAAGAGGAGGCUUGAUACUAAAGACCUCUUCAAAGAGGUGGGAGAGCCGAUCCCUCCAUCAGCCAGCGUAUCAGUCCAAAGGGUCCUGACAAUCCCCCGUGAUGUGGAACCUUCCAUCCUCAACUGUCAAAUACUCAAAGCAGAGUACAGACUCCGAGUUUAUUUGGAUAUAAAGUACGCUUCAGACCCAAAGAUCAAAUUUCCCAUAACCAUUCUUGCGGCCGCCACGGCGACAAGCCUGCCGUCGGCGUCUGGCGGAGUUGAAUUUGGAUCGUUUGGAUGCCAGAACCCGCCAGCCUGGGAUGGCUUUCCACCAACGCCGCCGCCGCCGCCGCCUUUCAAUUCCCCACCUCCCUAUGAAGCUUACGAAAUGUACCCAUCCUUGAUGGACUUUGGUGGUAAACAGUGAGCAGCGAUGACAUUUCUCCAGAUUUGGGGUACACUGCAGCUACAUAUCGCUUAUUACAAAUGUUAACCUAUUACAAUUCAUUAACGGGACUCUUCUCGAUAUUUUUGAGGUGUGUCAGAAAAGUUCCAGUGGUCUCAUUUAUCAACCGUGCGUAUGCAUUGAAUUUUGUGUCAUAAGUGUAUACAAAUAUUCCCAAAUUAGGAGAUUUACCAACUUGGACUUGUGCGUAGGAACAUGUGCAGCAUGAAAUCUAGAGCUUGAACAAUGAAACUGCAAAUAAUAAGCUAGCCCAUGCCAAAAGAUCCUCAAGAUCAUCUUUUUAUUUAUUUAUUUCUAUUUAUUUUUUAUUAUUCCCGAGAUUGCUCGAUGAUAUAGUACAUCAUGUAUACUUGUUGUUGCUACUUUUGCCUUGUCCCAGUUAAAACUUUGUUUAAAAAAAUGUUGAUAUACGUAGAUGUAUGUAUAUAUGUCAUAACUAGCAGUUUUUUAAUUCCAGAUCUAUCCAUCUAUUUUCCUCCGUGUAUCUGGAGUCGCGUCGCGUCGCAGCUUAUUCAAAUUGACAUUUUCGUGUCAUUUUUAUGUGAGGUAUUGAAAACUUGACUUUGUCCUCGGAUGUUUGACAUGAGCCAUUAGGAGAAUUCCGGUCACACUGGGGGAAAGAAAAAAAACAACAACAACAAAAAAAAAGCACAAUUUUGAAAGUGGGAGUGCAGAGAGCUAAUCGCACACAUUAAAAAAGUCGCAAUGUUUGUGUUAUCGUAAUAAAUGUUCUUUCUUAUGUGGUUUUAUCACUGCAACUUUACUAUUGUAUCAUUUUUUUUUUUUACAAUCUCUUUUUAGUAAUACAGUAAUAGUAUUUACCAAAGGAACCCAUGAUUUCUAUAUUUCAAAGUAAUACAUUUAAGCUAAAUGUACUGUUAACGUUUCUCCUAUGGUGAAUCAAUAAUUUAAUACUGGGUUCCGAAGACAUAAGAUGCUGUAAACUGAUACUUAUAUCAUUAGUUUAUAUACAAUAUGUCAUUUCUUGGGCAAUAUCAUUAUUUGUAAAUUAGUUUCUACCUCUUGUCUCAAAAUAAAAAGUAACUGUACACUAGACUAUA
Messenger RNA from Phyllopteryx taeniolatus (common seadragon), 3052 nucleotides. Its product is annotated as arrestin domain-containing protein 3-like. Gene Ontology annotation, biological process: protein transport. The record is from RefSeq and is a predicted model, not a curated record. The transcript has 9 exons. The coding region runs from base 204 to 1952 and encodes 582 amino acids. Gene Ontology annotation, cellular component: cytoplasm; plasma membrane. NCBI's taxonomy places the organism in Eukaryota, Metazoa, Chordata, Actinopteri, Syngnathiformes, Syngnathidae.